GGGGUAGAAAUCUCGCCUUUGGGGUAGAAUUCUCAUGUAGGAAGUAGAAUUCUCAUGUAGGAAGUAAAAUUAAUUAUAUCGAUACUGUUUCAUUCGUAAAAACAUCGUCAGUAUCGAUAGCGGAAAAUAUCGAUGGUUGCCAGCUCUACAGUAUGGCCCGGCGGAAAGAGAUCAGUAAUACCGGCAACGAAUAAUAUAUCGAUGGUGGAACUAUCGAUAACUGAAGCAACAGCUGACAGUUGAAAACAACAAUUUCGUGCGCCUUGUAAAUAUUACUAAUUGUUCAAAAAUGGAUGAAAAAGCCGACCAAGAAAAGCUUUAUGUCGAGGCGCAGAAGAAAGUCAAGUUGGGAGAAGAACUCAAACAAGCGCUGGUAGACUUUGAAGACAUUCCGGGCGUUACUAAGGUGCAGCGAAAGAUUCAGCAGGAACUGAAAUUUCUAAAUAAGGUGAUAGCAACAAAGUCUGUGAGGGAGCAUCAUAUAACCAGCAGCAACUUUGUUUACUACGAUUUUCUGAUAAAAACGCUGCGGCUGCAACAAGGUGUGGUGGACAUCAAUGCCGUAUUUCGCCUAGAAUCUCGGGAUAGUCCUCUGCGAGUGGACAUAGUGGCCAAUAAUGGUCUCAAAUGGGUGAAGGUCAUAGCCAGAAAUUCAAAAUCCGUGGAGGAUGCGGCUAGGGGAUGUGUGAGCAUUGGGGCGAGAAGCGUCAUAGAUCAGGCGGAGGAUUAUCUGGAGGCGAGUUCCCUGCAUUUCUGCAUGUUCCAGAGGCCGAAGAUUGUCUUUUACUUUUCCAAUAAAAUUGAGGAUUCUCUGCAUGAGGAACUCAUAGAGAUGGGCGUCCAGACAGCUUCCCUGGACUCUCCAGACCCUGACUUGGAUCAAUAUGCCACCACAUCGAAUGAACUCAACUUGGAUGUGACCACUCUUCUGGCCUAUGUGAGUGCACUGACCAAUGGCUCAGCCAACUGGGUGUACAAGGAACCGCUGCUUACCGAACAGGCAGAGCGGGAAAGGGCUUCUCCUCUGAAGCCUCUUCUGGAGAAAAUCCUUGAAGGAAAAACGCUAGUGUGCUGCCAAUUAGCCUUUGAUGCCUUCCAGAGUAUACUUGACAUUGUGGGGGGCGAGGGUGAACGAAAGCGAGCCAAGGAGCUGAUGGAACGGGUAACCGUUUACCCGGAUGUGGAAAGUAUACCCGAGGAACUGUCCCACAUCCGCUUCACUGCCAAUGUGAACGAGCGAAGUCUGAAGAUCUUUAGUUUCGGCAUGGCCCGACAAAUUUUCACAGUGACUUCGAAUAAGGCUUUCGUAAGAUCAGCUAAGAUGCAAGGUAUCAAUGUGCCUGUUUUUGUACACGCUUCCGUGGCUCUUACCGAGGGUAAACAGGCCACCGGCAGACCUCUUUAAACAAGACAAUAA
Molecule: messenger RNA, 1417 nt
Organism: Drosophila serrata
Lineage: Eukaryota; Metazoa; Arthropoda; Insecta; Diptera; Drosophilidae
Product: UPF0415 protein C7orf25
Source: RefSeq, a predicted model, not a curated record